GUCUUAUCUCCGCCAUCAGGCCCUCGACGACAAAGGGUUAGUCGAAUACAAACUGAUGUAUGGGUACUGUAUGGUUCGACCUAUCAACGAACUCAUUUACCUUCAGAGCACGUACUUGCGAGCACACACGGUAGUUUGCAAAUUCCCUGCAGCAGCGAGACGGUGGCCGAGGGAAACCAAGAGGGACUGGAUCGGCCUCCGGGACGAGUUAUGGACCCUGGGAAGAGGCCCUUGGAAGGGGGACAUUGAGCUGGAAGGGGAUUCAGUGGUUACGUAUUUGGCGCCAACAGUCGACAUCAGGGAAUGGUUGAUCGAGGAGCGGCGAAAAGAGCCAAUCAAAGUGGAUGGGCAGAUGUUGGAAGUCGCCCUGCUGAAGUGGAAAUCGCCAGCCAAAGUGGAGGCGCAGAGGCAGGAGGAUCGACAACGGAAGUCGUGGGUGAAGGUGUAUCGGGCCUCGCAGUUGGCGGAAAAGUGGGUACGGGGUGCAGUCGAACACUUCUUCGGACCCAUUUUGGAUGAGCAGCCAUACGUGGAUGAGGAGCGCGCCUAUACACGAUAUGAGAUCGACGGCCCGCUCAUCUCGCCUCUAGCAGACACCCUGGCUAUUGCAACUGGCAUUUAUACAUGCCAAGAAGUUAGAGUGGUGACCAGUGAAUCCCCCUUCUGCGAAGUCUGUCGAAUUCACGGACACCUUAACGCACACGGGAGGUGCCUUACGAAGCAGGAGUCGGCCAAGGAGCUCCAAGAUCGAGCAGUCCGGCGCUCAUUGGAACCGAUACUACAAUCAGACCCGACGCGGGAGCAGAGUGCCUGGAGAGAGACAGAGCUGCAAUACGAUUUGCAGUUGUGGGAAGAGCACAAGGCCGCGAUGCAGGCGGGGGUGGCGGAAGUGCCUAAACCCAAAAUGCCCAGGCGAAGAAGGCGGGGAGAAGCACUACGACGGAACCGGGUGUGGGACGGACGAGACCAGACAGAAUUGGACCCGAUGCAAGUUGACCAGGCGGGGUGGAUGUUCCAGCAGGGUGCGAACAAGAGGGGCGGGGAGAACCCGGGGGAGCCGCAUGGCGAGGACCGGAAGAGGGCGGCAAGUGGGCCAGCGGAGGACGCCCAGCAAGAAGGGAAGGGUGCGGCCAAGGGGCYGGAGGGCGAAGAGCGACAGCAGCUGCACGAGCAGCCCCUCCCCCCUCCCCCCCCCCUGGAUGGCACAAAGGCUCCGGUCGCUGCGGUGUCGCAACAGGCCCACGUAGUAGGUGGGGAAGACCAGGGGAGCAAGGGGCAUGACCUGCCGGAGCACACUCGCCCAGAAGGGGGCCCAGCGGGGCAGCUGCACACGAGGAGCCCAGUGCCAAGGGAGGCCCGUGGGGGGAGCUAUGAGCAAGAAAUGGGAAAGGGGGAUCUGCAGAAGAUGAUGUUUGGCCUGAAGGGGGGGGAAGAUGGGGGGAGGAGGCGGCAAGGGGGAGGAGGCGGUAAGGGGGAGAGGGGCAGUCUCGGAGGGGCCGCCGCGGGGCGGCAGGUGAAUGGGUGGAUAGAGGAAUCUGGGGUAGCCUGCGCAGACGGGCAAGGUCCAAUAAGCGCAACACCACAAAAAUCGAGUGAGCAGCACGUGGGGCGGGAGGACGGCGGGGACAGUAAGCCCCUCCCGACGAAGGUUAAAACGGAGCCGGUGGAGGAUGAGGGACAAGCGCAACGGACGCCGGAAGGUCAAGUGGGAGAAUCGCAUAAAUCGGGUCGAGGUCAGCUCACCUAUGACACCCCGAUCGUAGUAGAACGGGACAAGCGCGAACGGAAGUCGCACGGGCAACGGAGGAGGGUAAAGCAGAUCACGGUCGGACCACCUCGCAGCUCGUCCGCAGAAUGUAUCCCGGUGCCGGUGGGUGCUAGUUCUUCAGAUGAAUCUACUCGCAACCAGCACGUCCAUCGGCAGGAACCAGCGUGGAACCCCGUUCAGUCGCAGGAAGCAGAGCGGGAGCAGCCCGCCCCCCAGGGGGCCAAAGCGAGCGUCAACCUGGCGACCCAAGAAGUUCUCAGUAUGGAACCCUUGAAGGAAGCGCGACAGCAGCUGGCCGACGGGGAACCAACGCAAGCGACACCAGAUCGGGGGCGACAGGAGGAAGUAGCCAGGGAGGAGGGGAAGGGAGAGGGCCGACAGUCAGAGGGUGGGGUGGGCACACAGGAGGCGUGGCACCAAGGGGCCGACAGGGAGACGGGAACGCAGGAGGCAGGUGCCCAUGAGAAGGGGGACUUGAAUAGUGGACCGGGCGCAGGAGGGAACGGGAAGGGGAUGGGGGAGGCAAGAGGAAACGGGGAGGGGCGGGGGGGGGACCAGGGGCAUGAGCAACGAGAAGUGGUAGGCGAGGAACGGGGGGCGGAGGCGGGCCAGCCGAGGGGAACAGAUGAGGCUGCGCCCUCGCCAUCAGCGCCCAGCGGGGGCAACUUACCAGGGAUCGAGCAAAGGGGGGAAGAACCAAUUUACGUGAAGGUAGUGAGGGCUAGGCAAGAAACGGUUCAAGAGGCGAUAGAGGUCGCCCAGCGAUGGGUGGGAGGGCAGUACGAUGUGGUCGAGAUCCCGCAUAUCUCGGCGUCCAGGUUUAUCCAGCAGUCGGAGUCAGCGGCAGAUUACGCCAUCAUGACGUUCUUUGUGGCGGCAUUGGCCAAGAGACCGGGAGUGUCUCGAUUGCGGCUGCGAAAGGCACAGUGGGUAGACUUCCAAGAGCUCAAAGGCCCCGAGGGGCGCCUGCGGGAAAUUCAUGUGGCACACCAAGCUUCAUUGGGAAUCCUGGAUGGUAUUGAAGAUAAGCUGCCAACGGACGAGCGGUUUGAUUCGCAGCACKUUGCGGAUGGGCAGGGGAUAUGGGCGAAGGCGGAAUCCCUUCUCCCCAAGAGGAGAGAGCUGCAGCAGAGGGUGGAGCAAGACCAAAUCGAUGUCGAYUGUAUCCAGGAAACCAAGUUGGACCAGUCAAAGAUCUCCGCGCCAAAGAUCUGGUGGAAAGGACACCAAGUAUGGGCGCCAGCCCAGGGCACGCGGGGGGGCGUUGCAGUAUUGGUCUCCCCGCACUUUCGAGGUACGAUCAUAGACUGGUUCUUCGACACCCAAGGGAGAUGGGCCUGGGUACUGCUGCAAGGGGAGGAAGAAACAUGGGGUGUGGUCUCGGUGUAUGGACCACAGGAGAUAGGCGAGCGAAGGAGGAUGUGGGAGCAGUUGGCUGCCCUCACCCCGCAAGUAGAGAAGAUCGUUAUCGCCGGGGACUUUAAUACCAUAAGUGUGCCAGGGCUGGAUGCGGCAGCUGCACGGCGGGAAGAGGCGGAUUCAGUGGCCCUGCACACGAGCAUGGCGCAGCUCGGAUGCAGCGACUCAUUUCCCAGCCUACACCCAGACUCCCGGGAGUACACCUUUUGCGGCACAACUCCGCUGCGACGAAGCCGCAUCGACAUGAUUUGGGCAUCCGCGCAGAUGAAUCAGCGAUGCGAAGACGCUCGAAUGGUGGCCAUGGCAAAAUCCGACCAUGCGGCGGUAAUCUCCGCAUACGCGAUAGGACGGAUGGAAAUGGGGAGACCCCCUGCAGUGGUCCCUGCGUGGGUAUUUGCCAGUCCCGAGUACCGGCCGGUGGUGCUGCGCUUCUGGGAGGAGUGGGUGGAUACCUCCCCUCAAGAGGACCGACUGAUGCACGUAAUGGAGGCGCUGGCAGAUUUAAAGGUGUUGCUGCUGGCCCAAGUAUGGCUGCAGCACAUGGCGCACCAGCGCACGGGGCAGGAGUUCGUAGAGCGCCUGCAGGCCUUGGACGGGGGACCGGGGGAGAUGGAAGAGAACGAGUGGUGGGCUGAGCGAAUGGAAACAGUGCGCCAAUGGAGAGAGUGGCAGAUUGAGGAGGCGGAACGAUGGGGGCGYCGCACUAAAGAAGCCUGGGUUUUGGUGGGAGAAAAGAUGGCGAGGCGUUUCUUUGCGGAACUCAAAAAAAAGAAGGCCUCACUGAYAAUGACUGCAAUGACGCAUCCAUAUGACUCGCAGAUCGGGAGGCAGGACACUAYGCGAGGCAUCUUGAAAUGCGUAACGGACUUCUACAGGGACCUGSUGACGGAAGAAGAAGUCUGGACCCCGGAGGACAUGGCAACACAACCGGAGAAGGACCUGUGGCAAUAUGCAGGGCCCAAACUGGACCUGGCAAGCAGCUGCGAACUUKAGCAGGACAUCACCCAAGAAGAGGUGGAGCAGGCAAUCAGCGACCUUCCCAGGCUGAAGUCGCCGGGCCUCGACGGCAUUCCCAUCGAGCUUUUCAAAGAAUUUUGAAUUUUUUUUGGCAUCUUGCUCACGGAAACCUAUAAUGAAGCACUGCAGCAUGA
Messenger RNA from Chara braunii, 4338 nucleotides. Lineage: Eukaryota; Viridiplantae; Streptophyta; Charophyceae; Charales; Characeae. The record is from the annotation of a GenBank genome assembly.